Messenger RNA from Sapajus apella (tufted capuchin), 2242 nucleotides. It is a transcript of the gene DPEP2, whose product is annotated as dipeptidase 2. The transcript has 11 exons. Gene Ontology annotation, molecular function: metallodipeptidase activity. Lineage: Eukaryota; Metazoa; Chordata; Mammalia; Primates; Cebidae. The record is from RefSeq and is a predicted model, not a curated record. The coding region runs from base 488 to 2125 and encodes 545 amino acids. Gene Ontology annotation, biological process: proteolysis.
AAAGUGCUGGGAUUACAGGCGUAAGCCACCAUUGCCCAGCCGGAUCAGUGUCUUUUUAGGAGGCCUUCUUGCAUCUCUAGUCAUCAGGCCAACCCAUGCACUGAUCAGCCCUGCCACCUGGGGGAGGCUCCAAAGAUGGAGCAGCUCCAGGGGGUGCCAAGGUUCAGGCAGGAGGAGGCAAAGAUCUCUGAGGACAAAGGGGUUUGGUCACAGUCCCUGAAGCUCUCAGGUGGUAGGGCUCCUGUGAGCAGACACAUCCCCUGUGCAUCUGUGCUUGUGUGCCUUUGUGGUUGGGGGUCCUUCCUGGAAGAGGCAGCUAGGGUGAGGGCCCCAGGCUGGCAAUAGGGUGGGGCCUGUCGUCAAGGAAGGGAACUCAGCCCUGGAGGCUUCUGUGAGAGCUCAAGCCACAGGAGCCACGAGAUAAGGGGAGUGUGCAUGCAGAACCCAGGUUCCAGGCCUUUCGUCAGGUCCCUUACUACUGACCUGGAUGAAGCCGUGGCUUCCACACGGAGGUAGGAGGUAUCCUGGUCAGCAGGUCAGCCAGAAGCUUUGGGAGGAAGCUCUAGUUCGGAGCUCCGCUGCCCUAGAAAUUACUUCAUUUCCUUCCAUGCAGAUCGUUGUGCUCUCUGACCGUCACCCCUGCCCGGCCCUGUGCAACAUGCAGCCCGCCGGCCUCGAGGGUCUCUGCACCUUUGGUCGGUGGCCUCUGCUGAGUCCGCUGGUCCUGUUCCUGCUGCUGCUGCUCCAGAUUGUAACCUGCGCCCACACCGCGCCGGGCACCCACAGAGCCCUCACUACGCUGGGCACCCCCAGAGCUCACACCACACUAGGCAGCUACGCUCCCUGGACUGCACUGGGUAGUCCCAGCACCCAGGGCCUGCGAGAGCAGGCACGGGCCCUGAUGCGGAACUUCCCGCUGGUGGACGGCCACAACGACCUGCCCCUGAUCCUGAGGCAGGUUUACCAGAAAGGCCUCCAGGAUAUUAACCUGCGCAAUUUCAGCUACGGCCAGACCAGCCUGGACAGGCUCAGAGAUGGCCUCGUGGGUGCCCAGUUCUGGUCGGCCUACGUGCCAUGCCAGACGCAGGACCGGGAUGCCCUGCGCCUCACCCUGGAGCAGAUUGACCUCAUUCACCGCAUGUGUGCCUCCUAUUCUGAGCUGGAGCUUGUGACCUCAGCUGAAGCUCUGAACAACACCCAGAAAUUGGCCUGCCUCAUCGGUGUGGAGGGCGGCCACUCACUGGACAAUAGCCUCUCCAUCUUACGUACCUUCUACAUGCUGGGAGUGCGCUACCUGACGCUCACCCACACCUGCAACACACCCUGGGCAGAGAGCUCAGCUAAGGGUGUCCACUCCUUCUACAACAACGUCAGCGGACUGACUGCCUUUGGUGAGAAAGUGGUGGCAGAAAUGAACCGCCUGGGCAUGAUGGUAGACUUGUCCCAUGUCUCAGACGCUGUGGCACGGCGGGCCCUGGAAGUGUCACAGGCACCUGUGAUCUUUUCCCACUCGGCUGCCCAGGGUGUGUGCAACAGUGCUCGGAAUGUUCCUGAUGACAUCCUGCAGCUUCUGAAGAAGAACGGUGGCAUUGUGAUGGUGUCCUUGUCCAUGGGAGUGAUACAGUGCAACCCAUCAGCCAAUGUGUCCACGGUGGCAGAUCACUUCGACCACAUCAAGGCAGUCAUCGGAUCCAAGUUCAUCGGGAUUGGCGGAGAUUAUGAUGGGGCUGGCAAAUUCCCUGAGGGGCUGGAGGACGUGUCCACAUACCCUAUCCUGAUAGAGGAGUUGCUGAGUCGUGGCUGGAGUGAGGAAGAGCUUCAGGGUGUCCUUCGAGGAAACCUGCUGCGGGUCUUCAGACAAGUGGAACAGGUACGGGAAGAAAACAAAGGGCGAAGCCCCUUGGAGGAUAUGUUCCCAGAUGAGCAGCUGAGCAGUUCCUGCCACUCCGACCUCUCACGUCUGCGUCAGAGACAGCAUCUGACUUCAGACCAGAAACUCACUGACAUUCCUAUACACUGGACACCCAAGUUACCACCCAAGUGGUCACUCUCAGAGUCCUCCCCACACAUGGCCCCAGUCCUCACAGUUGUGGCCACCUUCCCAGUCCUUAUUCUGUGGCUCUGAUGACCCAGUUAGUCCUGCCAGAUGUCACUGUAGCAAGCCACAGACACCCCACAAAGUUUCCCUGUUGUGCAGGUACAAACAUUUCCUGAAAAUAAAUGUUUUGGACACGGAACCAGA